AUGGCAAAAACAAAGAAUGCAAAGAGAGGCUUACUGGUUCGAUCUACUUCAAUAACUGGAAAGACAGGUUUGGCCAAGCAGAAGAAUUUAAAGCCCGAACACACUAGGCAAAUAAUCCGACGGUUUCAUAUCUUACAAAAGAAUAAACACACAAUUUUAACAAGACUCGGAAUCAGUGCAGCUUCAGUUGAAGACCAGAAUUACGACAGUAUAAGGAAAGAGGGCCUAUACCAGACAGAAUUCAAAAACUUCAAAGUACCAGCCAAGUAUAGUGACAACGAGGUGUACCGAAUUGAUAGCGGACUAACCAAGUCAGACUUGACCAGAGUUCUAGCGAGAAUUGAUUCCGAAAUUGAACAGAGAGGUGGCAUAGAUGUCUAUCAGUCUGCAUCCACCCAAGGUCAAAAUGGUAAAAGAGGAGGAGACUCGUCAAAGAAGCUAGUUGAAUGGUUGAGACUUGACGGGUACCAAGCAAAAUUGCAAAAUGUGAAUGCUUUGGAAAUUGGGUGUCUAAGUCCUAAUAACGUGAUAUCAAUUGCUGGAAUCUUCUCGCUGGUUUGCCGGAUUGACUUGAAUUCACAAGACCCUGCCAUUGAACAACAAGACUUUAUGCAGCGACCUAUUCCAACAAGCGAAGCAGAAAAAUUCAAUUUAAUUUCAUGCUCCCUAGUGAUAAACUUUGUUCCAUCGCAUAAAGAAAGAGGAGAUAUGUUGGUUAGGAUGACCAAGUUUUUAAAGAAGCCCAAGAAUGGAAGUUUGAGUAGCUUAUUUCUUGUGUUGCCAUUACCGUGUAUUUCAAAUUCACGGUAUUUUGACAAUGAUAGAUUACUUGAAAUCAUGUCGGCUUUAGGAUUUGUGCAAACGUACUCUUAUGAGGCAAAGAAAGUGGCAUAUUGGCUAUUUGACUGGAAUGGAAAGACAAGCAAGAAUGCAAAAUUCCCGAAAAAAGAGUUACACUCCGGCUCACAGAGAAACAACUUCUGCAUAACCUUAUAG
Messenger RNA from Lodderomyces margitis, 996 nucleotides. RefSeq names its product 25S rRNA (adenine2142-N1)-methyltransferase. The transcript has a single exon. Gene Ontology annotation, molecular function: rRNA (adenine) methyltransferase activity. Bases 1 to 996 code for a protein of 331 amino acids. The record is from RefSeq and is a predicted model, not a curated record. Lineage: Eukaryota; Fungi; Ascomycota; Pichiomycetes; Serinales; Debaryomycetaceae. Gene Ontology annotation, cellular component: nucleolus.